Physcomitrium patens is the source of this 1929-nucleotide messenger RNA. RefSeq names its product protein DJ-1 homolog A. NCBI's taxonomy places the organism in Eukaryota, Viridiplantae, Streptophyta, Bryopsida, Funariales, Funariaceae. The record is from RefSeq and is a predicted model, not a curated record. Gene Ontology annotation, cellular component: cytoplasm. Gene Ontology annotation, biological process: glyoxal metabolic process.
GUCCUUCUUCUUCGAUCUCCCUUUCCUACUCUCCAACUCUCCUUCCCUCAUCGUUUGUUUUCUCACCGUUCUCGUAGGUUUCUUACUUUCUUUCUGUCCAGGGAUUCAUUCUGCAGGGUCGCCCCUUUAGCGGCUUCUUGAGCGUUUGUAGCAGCCACAUGGAUAUCCAUACCAUGGCCACCAAAAUCAAUCCCGCCACGGAAUUGGCGCCAGCGGAGAAUAAGAAGAAGGUGCUUGUUCCUGUGGCCAAUGGUACUGAGGAGAUGGAGGCUGUAAUUGUGAUCAAUGUGUUGCGGCGAGCUGGAGCGACGGUGACAGUAGCUUCCGUGGAGGAGGGGAUGCAGAUCGCGGCGUCACGGGGCGUGAAUAUAGUGGCGGAUUGUUUGAUUUCGGAGUGCGAGGAGCAGGAGUACGAUCUCGUGGCGCUGCCCGGGGGAAUGCCUGGUGCGGAGAGGUUGCGGGAUUCCAAGGCUUUGAAGAGCAUCGCGGAGAAGCAGGUGAAGGCAAAGCGGAUGAUUGCGGCAAUUUGUGCUGCUCCGGUUGUUGCUCUUCAGGCCUGGGGGCUUCUAAAAGGGCUCCAUGCCACUUGUCAUCCUAGCUUUACAGGGAAAUUGGAGGACAAGGCUGCGGUGGAGAGUAGAAUCGUGAGAGAUAGUAUACUGACCACCAGCCGUGCUCCUGGCACCGCGUUUGAGUUUGCACUGGCUCUCGUUGAGCAGCUAUACGGUCCUGAGAAUCUUCCCACGGUAUCCGGUCCAAUGGUGCUUCCACCUGAUGACGGCACUGAUGCUCGAGCAUUGAAAUUCAACGACCAGGAGUGGUCGACCUCGUCCACACCUCAGGUGUUGGUUCCGAUAGUCAAUGGAUCUGAAGAGACGGAGGUUGUAAUAAUUGUCGAUAUUUUGCGGAGAGCUGGUGCAAAAGUGGUGGUGGCUUCUGUGGAAUCUGAGGCAACAAUCAAAGCUGCUCGUAAUGUGCAGCUUGUAGCUGAUACUCUUAUUUCUGAAGUCGCUAAUACGAAGUUUGAUUUAGUAGUAUUGCCCGGUGGCAUGCCUGGUGCAGAUCGCCUUCAGAAAUCGAAAGAACUUAUGAGGAUUCUUCAAGAGCAGGCUGAAGAAGGACGAAUAUAUGGCGCAAUUUGUGCUGCACCGGCCGUGAUUCUCGAAUCCAGUGGUUUGCUGCAUGGUAAGAAGGCAACAUGCCACCCGACAUUUUCGAGUAAGUUGAAGGAUCAGACUGCUAUGGAAGGGCGGGUGGUAAUUGAUGGACCUGUGAUAACCAGCAGAGGUCCUGGAACUGCGAUGGAGUUCACUCUCAAUAUUGUAGAAAAGCUCUAUAGCCGCGUUAAGGCCCAGGAGAUAGCUGAAGCAAUGCUUUUCGACUAUCUUUAAACUCUACGAUUUUGGAUUGAGAAAGUGGAUGAUCAUGCUCUGAAUGAACAAUUUUGGUGAAAGCUAAUCACACUAGGUUGAAGAAAGUUGUGUUAGCGUUGCAGGCUACUGUGGCGAAUUAAGAUCAUCAGGCAUUUAAUUAUAUCCGAGAAGACCACCAACCCAGUGAAGUUCCCUGUUUGACUCUUUCUGUUGAAACUAGUUUUGAUUUUGUUCAAAGAAUCUUCAUUAUGUUUCGGUUUAUUCUGUUAAUCUGACUUUACUGUACAUUUUUUACUCUCAAGGUUAUAGAUUUGUAAAAUGUGUUCGAUUUGUAGAGAUACUGCCAGUAUAUGAGAGUAUUAGUUGUGCUCCUGAAGUGGGUAGUUUCCAAUUUAGUCGACAGGAAUUGGAGAAGUUUCAUCGGAAUUGAUCUGAUCGGAUUCAUUAUCUAUGUCAAGUUCUCCAAUGGCUGUAGCAAUUUUGUAUUUCCACCUUGAACUGUAGUUUUUGCAUGUCAUUACCACUGGGUUUUCUAUGAACUUUAUCCUUUUUUCAA